AUGGCCGUUGUUCCCUCUUCCAUUUUCUGUGAAUUAAUUUUCGACCCCGAGGUAGAGAAGACUGCGCGUAGGACAAGAAAAGAGACCGGACAGCUCCGAGAGGAGCACUCCAGUGCUACAUCUCAGAGACCGGAGCCAGAAGUUGAACCAACAGAUUCGUUUGGAGACACUUCGAGUGACUCUGAUCAGGAGGAAGGAACCAUGGCUAAUGCACGAACGUUGAGGGAAUUGGCUGCUCCUGAUUUAAAUCAGCAGCCUUUAUGCAUUACCUUCCCCACCCUAAAUGAUAACACUCCAUUUGAACUAAAAUCUGGACUGAUUCAUCUUUUACCCUCUUUUCAUGGUUUACCAGGUGAAGAGCCGUAUAAGCAUCUGCAGGAGUUUGAUGUCGUGUGCAAUAGUAUGAAACCCCCGGGAAUCACAGAAGAGCAAAUAACAAUGAGGGCAUUUCCCUUUUCCUUGAAGGAUUCUGCAAAGGACUGGCUGUACUACCUGCCACCAGGUAGCAAAAUCACGUGGGGCCAAUUGAAGAAAAAUUUUUUAGAUAAAUAUUUUCCUGCAUCCAGGGCUCUAAAUCUAAGGAAAGAAAUUUGCGGGAUCAAGCAGCACCCAGGGGAGUCACUCUAUGAGUAUUGGGAGCGGUUCAAAAAGUUGUGCAACAAGUACCCCCAGCACCAAAUAAGUGAGCAAUUGCUCAUACAGUAUUUUUAUGAAGGGCUCCUUUUCAGAGACAGGAACAUAAUUGAUGUUGCAAGUGGAGGGGCACUGGUGAACAAAAUCCCUCGGGAAGCAAGGGAGUUAAUAGAGGGAAUGGCAGAGAAUUCACAACAAUUCGGUACGAGGGAGGAUGUCCCAAUACGCAAGGUGAAUGAGGUAGAGACAUCCUCUAUCCAGCAGCAGCUAAUUGAGUUGACCUCGUUUGUUAGGCAACUGGCUGUAGGAAAUGCAUCUCAGGCCAAGGUGUACGGGAUUUGCACUAGUAUGGAUCAUUCUACAGACAUGUGUCCAAUGAUGCAAGAGGAGGGUGCAGAGCAAGUGAACAUGACAGGUCACGUACCCGCGCCAAGAAGACCCUAUGACCCCUAUUCAAGUACCUACAACCCUGGUUGGAGGGACUACCCUAACCUCAGCUAUGGAGGGAACAUGCAGUCCAAUUUCGUGCCUAAUAGACAACAAGGGUACCAGCAGCAGUACCAACCCCGACCACCUCCGCCACCGAGCUCUAGUCCAUCUUUGGAGAAGAUGAUGAAACAACUGAUAGCAACCAUCUCGCAAAAUCAGCAAAGGACGGACUUCGAAAUGCAGGACAUAUGA
Messenger RNA from Coffea arabica (coffee), 1314 nucleotides. Lineage: Eukaryota; Viridiplantae; Streptophyta; Magnoliopsida; Gentianales; Rubiaceae. The record is from RefSeq and is a predicted model, not a curated record.